GCAACACACCAACAAAACAACCCAAAUUCACAGUUUCUCAUCCUUAUAGCACCAACCCCCAAUAUUUUGCCAAUCAAUGGACCAACUAUGAUGGAGCCGUAUGGCCAGUAUCACAAGACUUCCUGAUAAAUUACAUAACUUUGCUCCACAAGACUGUCACACCCCCUACUAUCAUGACUUACCUCUCGGCCCUUAAAUAUCAUCACUCAAGAAACCACUAUGACUGGAGCCCUAUUCGUUCUGACCCUCUAGUAUUACAACUUCUGAAAACCAUCGAAGCCACACACACUCACAAGCCUAUUAAUCAAAAAUCUUACAUUACCCAUCAACACCUGCUACAAAUUCAACAACAACUGAAUGCAAACAACAAUGUAGACACCCUAUUCUGGGCUAUCACUUUGUCAGUCUUUUACGUUCGAGUUAUCCGAGAGCAAUACCUUCGCAACGAUCCAACUACCACGAACCAAAAAACACAAGAUCGUAUGCCAACAACAGCAACCUACUGUUCACCAAAGAUGACAGUACAUGGGCCACCAAACACUGGUCAUCACAAGACUCAAGCAACUACUCCCAAAUGA
Messenger RNA from Racocetra persica, 578 nucleotides. NCBI's taxonomy places the organism in Eukaryota, Fungi, Glomeromycota, Glomeromycetes, Diversisporales, Gigasporaceae. The record is from the annotation of a GenBank genome assembly.